AUGCUAUUCCCUCAAAGCAGCAACGGCGGCGCCUCCUCCGCCGCCGCCAGUCCUCAACAGCUCGUCGAUGCGCUCCAAGACCUAGCCAAGAAGAGAUCUACACCAAACACAGCAAUCAGCAAUCUCCUGUCGCCGUGCUUCUACCAUCAGCGAUUCGACGACGCUGUCGAUUUCGAAAAAGUCCUCGACGAGAUCAAGAACGACGAAUCUAUGUCACAUUCGCGCUUGGUUCAGACUGCGACAAGCGUUCGCGAACUCUCCAAGCAGCUUCAGCGGCGCCCCGUCAAGCGCGCAGUCCGCAAUGUCAUGAUUGUUACCAAAGCCCGGGACAACCAGCUGGUCUACCUCACCCGAGAGCUGGCAACGUGGCUUCUGCAGACGCCACGAUAUGGAUCUGACAUUGGCGUCAAUGUCUACGUAGAUGCCAAGCUGCGCAACUCGAAACGGUUCAACGCCGCAGGCAUCAUUGCUCAGGAUGAGCGGUUCGGCACCAUGCUCAAGUACUGGACUCCGGAUCUGUGCUGGAGUCAGCCCGAGAAGUUCGAUCUCGUACUCACCCUUGGAGGCGAUGGCACUGUCCUCUACACCUCGUGGCUCUUCCAGCGCAUCGUGCCCCCGGUUCUCUCCUUCAGCUUGGGCAGCCUUGGCUUCAUGACGACCUUUGAGUUUGAGCACUACAAGAAGCAUCUGAACCGUGUGAUGGGCGAUGACGGUAUGAAGAUCAACCUCCGCAUGCGAUUUACCUGCACGGUAUGGCGAGCAGGCUCCAACGGCAACUCGGACGAGGGAGAGCAGUUCGAAGUGCUUAACGAGCUUGUCAUUGACCGCGGCCCUUCGCCAUACGUCUCCAACCUGGAGCUCUACGGAGACGACGAGCUCUUGACGGUCGUUCAAGCCGACGGCUGCAUCUUUUCUACGCCUACCGGCUCAACAGCCUAUUCCCUCUCAGCGGGUGGCUCUCUCGUCCACCCGGAUAUCCCCGCCAUUCUCCUGACUCCCAUCUGCCCUCACACUCUCUCGUUCCGACCCAUGGUUCUCUCCGACACUAUGGCGCUCCGGGUGGCCGUACCACGCAACUCCCGAGCCACCGCCUACUGCGCUUUCGACGGCAAGGGACGUGUGGAGCUUAAGCAGGGCGAUCACGUUACCAUCACUGCCUCGCAGUAUCCCUUCCCUACCGUCACCCGUACCGACACGGAGUGGUUCGACAGCGUCAGUCGCACUCUGCGAUGGAACGUCCGCGCGGCUGCUCAGAAGCCCUUUGACGCUUCCGGCAUCUCGCCCGAUGGCGAGGAGGAAGAUGACGACAGCUGGGACAUUGACACCGACAGCGCGUAUUAUGCGAGCGAAGAGGGCAGCACCGCCGCCAGCCCCGUCAGGAGACAGAUGAGCAUGCUGGGCAUGUGA
This is a messenger RNA of Trichoderma citrinoviride, 1407 nucleotides long. RefSeq names its product ATP-NAD kinase. Lineage: Eukaryota; Fungi; Ascomycota; Sordariomycetes; Hypocreales; Hypocreaceae. Gene Ontology annotation, molecular function: NAD+ kinase activity. The transcript has a single exon. Gene Ontology annotation, biological process: NAD+ metabolic process; NADP+ biosynthetic process. The record is from RefSeq and is a predicted model, not a curated record. The coding region runs from base 1 to 1407 and encodes 468 amino acids.